AUGAAAGUGGAAGCGCCGGUCCAUAAAGUCAACAUUCAGCAGGUGGAAAACAGGAUCACCUGCAGCUCAGAGGGGAUCUACCCUGAGCCUCAGCUCACCUGGUCCACCAACCCUCCAUCCAGUGUGAUCCUCCAGAACAAAACCACAGUCCAGCAGACUGAACAGCAGCUUUACAAUAUCAACAGUUAUCUGAUAGUUUCAGAAAGUGCUCCUGACCUUGUCUACAGCUGCACUGUCAGCACUCGCAGAAACUGGAGGAGAGCCAGUUUGUUCAAACCUACUUCUAUCAAUAGUUCAGACUCUAAAACAACAAUCCCCUGCACUGCCUCAAACACUCCACUAUCAGACCUCAUCUGGAGGUUCAACCACAGUCAGAUCAUCCUGAAACAGACCAGGGCCAACGUCCCCUACACAGUGUCAGAGGAGUGGAGGCAGCAUGUGAAGAGUGUGUCUGAGUCAGGCAACCUCACACUGCAGGACGUGUCUUCAGAUCAGGAUGGGAUAUACACCUGUGAGCUCAGUGAUGAUAAGGAGACAUACGUAACCAACACCUUUCUGAGGAUAAAGAAAGGUCAAGGUCAAGGCACUGGUCUUGUUGCAGGCAUUGUAGUUGGUGUACUGCUUUUAGUCAUUUUGGCUGUACUAGGCUUUCUGCUCUACAAGAAAUAUAAAAAACCAAACUUUGGACAGUCGGAAAAUACUGGAAAAAGUCAAGAGGAGGACGAACUAUCAGGCGUCAAAGUACCCAUAAACACCUCUGGUCAAACUGAAGAAAGUGCAGGAUAUGAAUGAACAUGAGCCAUCACACAUUAACAGAGAGGCAAAUGGACCUCUCUAUCGGGGACUGAAGGAUUAAACGACACUUGGAUACACUGAUGUGGACACGGACUUUGUGUCCUCCAGUAUCUCAGGGAAGGAUUUCCUUUGUUGUGUCUCCUUCACUGGAAAUUUGAGGUAGCAAAGCCAAAACAGUGGCUGAAAUAAGUCUGGAUAUCAGUUUAACUGAAGUUCUUUGUUUUAUAGAAUGUUUCGCAAACAUCUUUAUUCAGACUGAUAAAUGAAGUACAAGGACACUUUGACUUUGACUCUGCACUACACUGUUUCUAUGCUAUGGUACAAAUGUUUAAUUUAUGUAUUAUGUGGGAGACUUUGGACCGUGAAGUACAGCCUGCUGUUCCUCCUCUACCUCACAUCCUUGUGCUCCACACUCGCACAAAAUAGAAAAGAAGUAAUUUUUAAAAAAGCGGUUGUGCGUGCACGAAGAAGAGAAAAAGCGACUCACGCAGAGAAAAGGAAGUAUUGUGAUCCUAUGAUUUGUCUAUAAAAAAUCACAAGUUAUUUAUAUAAAUGGUAAAGUCAUCCUGACUAACUGUUUGUCACGUAAGCUGGUUUUCCAGAGCUCAAUCAUCAGUGCCAUUUGGAAAUCCUAAGGAACGAAAACAUGACGAUUCUUAUUGUCAGGUGAUUAUACACUAAAGAAAACAUACUUAUUAUAUUAUAUUAUAUUCCAUAUCUGCUAUUAUAUAUCCCCCUUAAAUCCUACACACUGGACCUUUUAAUGUUUUGUAAACUGAACAAGAGUGAUUCAGAGUUAAACAUCCAAGUAGCCCAUGAUUGUUCUGAAUCUUGGUACAAAUAUGAAGGAUUUAAGACAUUUUCUGUCACAUCUACAUUAUUGCAGGUGUGAUCAUGAUUUAAUAUGUGGUACAAUUAAAAAGAAACUGUUUUGUGGUUUUUA
Molecule: messenger RNA, 1738 nt
Organism: Epinephelus moara (kelp grouper)
Lineage: Eukaryota; Metazoa; Chordata; Actinopteri; Perciformes; Serranidae
Exons: 6
Coding region: 1-792 (263 amino acids)
Biological process (GO): positive regulation of T cell proliferation; immune response; negative regulation of T cell proliferation
Cellular component (GO): external side of plasma membrane
Source: RefSeq, a predicted model, not a curated record